AGAAGUCUAGAGACAAAGAGACCAGGCACUAACAUGAUUGAGAGAAGAAAAUAGGAAUGUGCAGGCCAUUUUAGGACAUCCUAAUGCUAUAUAUUUCUGGUGCCUUUUAAGUGUUUCCAGCAUUGGAGCUGGGAAAGUAUAGUGGUGAUCAAUUAAAUUCCUGUAUGUAUGUGUGUGUGUGUGUGUGUGUGUGUGUGUGUGUGUGUGUCUUCUGUCUGUCUGUCUGUCUAGAAGUCCAUUAUACUGUAUGCCAUUAAGUUUGAACAGAAUGAGACCAGGAAUUGGCAUUGGUCCGUAGAUCCCAGAUCCCACAUUACCCUCUGUUGACAACAUAUUCCUAUACAAUCUGGGGUUAUAACAACAACCUCCCAACAGGACACUAUCUGCAGUAUCAAUGGUUGUCUUGGGAAUUUGGGCUGUAGUGAAGGUGGGGAAAAACAAAGGUAGGAAGAUUUGAGGAGCCUCAAAAAGAAGGCACAUUUUCUUGCCUCCAAAUAUCUGUACUUCUCUUUCAAAAAGAGAUAGGAAAUUAACUUCCUGAUAAAUAGGAAAGUGGAACUCCAUAUGAAAAAGGAAGAGGAAAGUAGAAAGGUGGAAAAACAGUGGGCAGUAGUAGUCUUAUGUUGACAGAUAUUGCCUCUGUACAAGUACAGGACUUAAUAGACAGUAAGCACUCGUCCUAUGAACAGAAGAUGUAGUGGUUAAGCUGUUGCUAAAAAAUAUUCAAAGUAAAAUCAGAACAAAUGUAUUGAUGUGUUACAUGUGUAUCAGUCUAGUUUUCCUUUUUUUCCCCUCUCAAAGGGAUUUUUUGGUGCCACACCCAGUUGUGUUGAUGUUUUUCUAUAGAAAGCAGCUUAGGCUUCCCCCAGUGGGCUACACCACUGGUUGUAGAAAGUGUCAUGUCUGUAAUCUCAACUACAAGUCACUGACGACAUUAGCAUUUAGAUCUCUAAAAUACUGUGCCCAUGGGUGAUAGCCAGUGCUUCUUCAGAAAAUGGUCUAAAUGUUAAUCUAAAGGGUAUGUGUUGAUGCUCCAGUUUGAAGACCAGGAAAAAGCAUGCAGGGCUGGUGAGUGCCAGAGUAUAAACCUAAAAGUCUAGUGAAGGAGAGAUGAUGUCCCUCGAACUCCUGUCUAGACCAUCUCCUCCAGUGUGUUAUGAUGUCCCCCAGACUCUGUCUAGACCAUUUCUUCCAGUGUUAUGAUGCCCCCCAGACUCCUAUUUAGACCGUCUCCUCCAGUGUGUUAUGAUGUCCCUCAGACUCCAGUACAGAAGGUCUGCUUAAAGCCCCAAGGAUGGGCAACUCGUAUCAGGAAACCGAACCCAAAGUCUAGGGAGGGCAGGCGCGCAGUCUCACUUUCCCAUUGGCCGUUUCGACCUUCAGUCACCGCAGCGCUUGCGCACCACCUGCUUCCGGAUAGAGAACCGAGCGUUCAGUCCCUCCGUGUCCGGGUGGAAUUGCCGGCUUCCGCGGCGAGGUUCUGUUGGGACAUGGCCCCGGACUCGGGGCCUUUCCCCGACGGGCCGCUCCUGAAGCUGCUGCCCGCAGAGCCCAAAGACCGGGGCACCCAGCGCUGCCGCCUGGGUCCGGCCGCCCUCCGCAGCCUGGGCGCGCACCUGGGCUCGGCGCUGACGAUCGCGCUGCCGGGAGGCGGCUGCUGCCUGUGCACUGCCUGGCCGCGGCGGGACGGCGCGGACGGCUUCGUGCAGCUGGACGCGCAGUGCGCGAGCCCCAGGGCCGCGGCGUCGGGGGCCGCGGGGAGCCUGCGCCUGAGCAGCCUGCAACCGGUGCCUUGCCCGCCCCUGCGGCGCCUGACGGUGUGGCCGGUGCUGCGGCCGCAGGCGGGAGCCCAGAGUCCGGUCGCGGUGCUGGAGGCCGCGCAGGAGUUGCUGCGCAACCGGCCGGUCUCCCGGGGCCACGUGCUGGCCACUCCGCCCGGCUCUCCGGGCCCGGUGUCCGCGCUGCACGUGGUCGGCGGCACGCCGGACCCUCACCCGGCCGGGCUGGUCACACCGCAGACGGUCAUCGCCCUUAGCGCCGAGCCGCCGGCGCUCGCCGAGCCGCCGGUGGAGCUGCCACUGGGCGGCCUUUCGGAGGUGGCCGACGAGCUGCGGGAGCUGCUCUGCCUGCCGCUGCGCUACCCGCGCGCCCUAGCAGCGCUAGGGCUGGCGGUGCCCGGCGGGGUGCUGCUGGCGGGGCCCCCGGGAGUGGGUAAGACGCAGCUGGUGCGGGCCGUGGCUCGGGAGGCUGGCGCCGAGUUGCUGGCGGUAAGCGCCCCGGCGCUGCAGGGCGCACGGCCCGGGGAGACGGAGGAGAACGUGCGGCGGGUCUUCCAGCGCGCGCGGGAGCUGGCCCGCCGAGGGCCCAGCCUGCUCUUCCUGGACGAGGUGGACGCCUUGUGUCCCCGGAGGGGCGGCGCACAGCGAGCCCCGGAGAGCCGCGCGGUGGCACAGGUGUUGACGCUGCUGGACGGCAUCCACGGCGACCGGGAGGUUGUGGUCGUGGGAGCCACCAACCGGCCCGAUGACUUAGACCCAGCGCUGCGCAGGCCCGGGAGAUUUGACCGAGAGGUGGUCAUUGGAACUCCCACACUUAAACAAAGAGAGGCAAUUCUUCGAGUGAUUACCUCAAAGAUGCCCAUCUCCGAUCAUGUUGAUUUGGGUCUCCUUGCAGAAAUGACAGUUGGCUAUGUUGGCGCUGACCUGACAGCACUCUGUAGGGAGGCAGCCAUGUGUGCUCUUCUUCAUAGUGAGAAGAACCAAGACAGUCCGAUGAUUGAUGAAACACACUUUCUUGAAGCUUUUAAAAAGAUUCAGCCUUCAUCAUUUCGAGGUAUCAUUGGACUGACGGACAUCAAGCCUGUUGGCUGGGAGCAGAUAGGUGGACUUGAAGAUGUAAAACUGAAGUUGAAACAGUGUGUUGAGUGGCCUCUGAAGUUCCCUCAAGAAUUUGUUAGGAUGGGCCUGACACAACCAAAGGGCCUUCUCCUCUAUGGCCCCCCUGGAUGUGCCAAAACCAGCCUGGUUAGAGCCCUGGCCACAAGCUGCCAUUGCUCUUUUGUCUCAGUGAGCGGAGCUGACCUCUUUUCACCUUUUGUUGGAGAUUCAGAAAAAGCCUUGUCUCAGGUAUUUCGACAAGCAAGAGCCAAUACUCCAGCAAUUGUGUUUCUGGAUGAAAUUGAUUCCAUCCUGGGCUCUCGCUCAGUUUGCAGUGCAGGAUGUGAUGUUCAGGAGCGGGUUCUUUCUGUUCUGCUGAAUGAAUUAGAUGGUGUGGGACUUAAGACAAUAGAGAGAAGAGGAAGUAAAUCAAACCAACAGGGGUGUCAAGAAGUUUUUAAUCGAAAUGUCAUGGUUGUGGUGGCAACAAAUAGACCUGAUGCCUUAGAUGAUGCCUUGUUACGGCCUGGAAGAUUAGAUAAGAUUAUCUAUGUCCCCCCUCCAGACCAAGAGGGCAGGCUUUCUAUUUUAAAAGUCUGUACAAAAACCACGCCAAUAGGUCCUGAUGUUUCCUUAGAAAACCUAGCAGCAGAAACCUCUUUCUUCUCUGGAGCUGAUCUUAGAAACCUUUGCAAAGAAGCUGCCUUACUUGCUCUACAGGAAAAUGGACUAGAAGCAGCCACAGUGAAACAAGAGCACUUCCUACAAUCACUUAGGACUAUGAAACCAUCCUUAAGUCAGAAGUACUUGACCUUGUAUGAAAACUUAUUUAAGAAAGAAUUUUCCAAUUUGGAAGCUCCUUAAAAAUUACCCUUUAUGUAGUUCACAUGAAUUGGAAUGUGAACUUGCUGGUAGUUUGCAACUUCACACUUUUAGAGUCUGUGUAUUAAGAGAGACCGACAGAGACUUGGCUUGACAAGCUAAGGAUCAUCUUAUUUCCAGAAGGUAUAUUAAAAUACUGUAAGAAAUAUAUGUGUAUGGUUUUGUUAGGGUAAUUGUUUUUAGUUUAUUUUUUGUAACUUUGAAAUAAUUUCAUGGUCACAGAAAAGUUGCAAGAAUAGGAGGAAGAACUCUUGACAUUCUCUAACCCAGAUUCACCAAUCUUUAGUAUUUUGUCACAUUUGUUUUCUCCCCCUCCUCUACACACACAACUUCUGAACACUUUGAGAGUCUAAUAGAUGUGUGAGAAAUGUAUCAUCAGGCAGCUUUGUUAUGAGCAUCAUAGAGUAGUUUGGUUAUUCAGAGAUAGCCACAGCAUCGGGAGACGAUACCAUACUAGGGGCUUGCUGUCUUAUGCGCUUGUCGUGGACUGAAGCAUGCCAGUCUUUGUGACUAUGUGCAUCACGCUCCAGCACUGCCGCAGUAGUCAGUGUGUGUCUUACAAAUAAAGUUGUCUUAUUUUACAGUUUACUGACCAAACUCAGGAAGUUGACAUGCUAUUGUAAUAUAUCAUCCAAUGACUUUCAUUCUGUCCCAGUGACGGCCUGUAUAGUAAAUUUUUUCCACCAGAGGGCCCAGUCUAGGAUUACACAUCAAAUUGAGUUGUCCCCUGUCUUUGGCUUCUUAACUUGACAGUUCUUCACUCAGUCCUUCUGGACUGUGACAUCUUUGAAAAGUGUAGACCAGUUACUUUGUAUCACAGUCGAUCCUGGGUUUGUGUUUGUCAGAGGAUUCUUUGUUAGGUUUUGCAUCACUGAUGGAAUAUUCAUGGGUGGCUCUCUUCCUUAGUAUCCCAGCUGGAGACAGGUGCUGUCUACAUUGUUGGCGAUUCUAAUUUUGAUCACUAUUUAUUAUAUUGUAUGGUGUAUACUUUUUUUAACCUUUCAUAAUUAUAAGUAAUUUUUAAGGCAUAGAUUUGUUUGUUUGUUUUUUCCUUUACAGAAGCAAUUACAAACUGAAAAUCUUGGUAUUUAGCCUUCUAGUCCUUAAUGGACAUAUAGAUACUUGUGUUUAAACCAAAAGAUAAUGCUGCUGCAAGACUUUUAUGUAUUUUCCUCAGCAAGUAGCUGGUAAACAUCUCAUUAGACCAUUCAUGGUGGUGUCUAGGUGCUGGAAGGUACAGUGAAUGAGGCAGACAUGGCACAGACAUCACACAAAUCAGUGGAUUCAGUGAUGGUGGGAAGUACUUCACAGAAGUGUGGGGUGCCAGGACAACACGGGACCCAGAAGCUGGUGGAGGGUGCCUAGGUCUGGCUACAGAUUACUUAGGGAAAGAUUUGCACAGUUUACAGGUGUGAAAUAAAAUUCUAACCACUAACUCUGAUUUUGAGUAAAGGGAAAAUCCUUAAACACUUAUUAGGGUUUUGAUUAUUCAUGUUCCUGCCGUACUAUACCUGGUAAACCCCAGUGCAAGCCCCUUCACUUCUGUGAACCUCUUGUUUUAUCCUUGAAAACCUUGCUAGUAGUCAAGCUGGAAAUAAAUUUACCCACACUGACUCAGGCUGAAUUGAUUUGAAAAUACCUUUGAAAUGGUAAUUAUAACAAAUACUAUAAUACAUUUUAUAUUAAAAUUAUGUAAUAUAAUGAAAUAUGGCCAUUGUAUUCAUUAUCAUUCUAAUUUAGUUCUGUGUUCUCAGUAGAACUUUGGAAGCCUUUGGAGACCAUGUUUUUGCUGUCACUGAAAAUGUCCAAUAAAUGGAAAAAUAUGAUUAGCAAGUU
This is a messenger RNA of Nannospalax galili (Upper Galilee mountains blind mole rat), 5594 nucleotides long. RefSeq names its product spermatogenesis associated 5 like 1 (gene Afg2b). Lineage: Eukaryota; Metazoa; Chordata; Mammalia; Rodentia; Spalacidae. The record is from RefSeq and is a predicted model, not a curated record. The transcript is spliced from 9 exons. Bases 1200 to 3740 code for a protein of 846 amino acids. Gene Ontology annotation, molecular function: ATP hydrolysis activity; ATP binding.